AUGAGUAAGGUUGACUCGGCUGCCCUAAACAGCCAGUCUGGGCAGGAUGCUAAUCAGAUAGCCCCAUCGUACCACCAUCACGCAGCCCCUCAGUCGUUAGCCAUCGCGAAUCUCGAUGCUAAUGCAAGUAGAAGGGUGCGGCAUGGCGUGUGGACCGGCAGAAAGGAGCGGGAAGCCUUCAAUGCACAGUUCUUGAGACAAUGAGGUCAAGGCGGAGGAUGGGACCAGUUAGAGGCUUUAGUGGCUAAGGCCCAGAUCCGAUGGCCACGUGGGAAACGAGGAAGACAAGGGUGAACGAGGAGCCAAGGGUAAGGGAUGAGGAUGAGGAUGAGGAAACUGCCACUGGCGGCCUGCCUUAUGCGGGGUUUGUCUAUUUUCGUGCAACGUCAUCAAGCAAAUUUCGAACCAUCGAACCACGCGCCAUCCAGUUGCCGAGAGAAAGUGGGAUUGGAGGGUUUGAGGCGGUGCCGUUUGGCUUUCUCUGGCGCUUUGUUCGGCACCAUCCAAAUGGUUGGGUUGUGUGUGGUGUUAUUAGUUGCAUGGCUGUGGUGGCAUUGUGUGCACUGUGGACAGAGAGGGUCGGACAUGAAACUGAAGUUAGAGUCCCCAGGCGAACAUCGUAUGAUAGUGAGAUUUUAGGUGUUGCGACUUUGAGCGUGAGCCAAGAGCUUCGACAGUGCCAUGGGAGACCUGGGUGUUCGAUUCAUGGCUCGCACUGUGGUGUCUCUAAUUACGAGUCCCACAAAGGUACGAAUAGAAAGUUGAAAGGGUUCAAACAUCAAAGCGCCGAGAUGCAGAGCAUCUGGAACUCAAGGAGGAAUGCAGAACAGGGAUGAUAGUGGUAAUGCAGCCUUGGAGAAAAAGAGAACGCAUUUCAUCAGCCGAGCCGCAUAUGGCGCCAACAAAACUUUCCAAAUCCUAAAACGGAAGUCUGCGAUGCUUAUACAGCUUCCCUCCACCAAUCAUUGGUCCUCGGAGCCGACUCCCUGUCACAGUCCUCAACACCAUGCCUCCGAACCCUCCGACUAGUGACUAGGGAAACUCCAACCACGCAGCCGGUGACUCCGCAACUCGCCAAAGCAAAA
Lindgomyces ingoldianus is the source of this 1085-nucleotide messenger RNA. RefSeq lists its product as uncharacterized. The transcript has a single exon. The record is from RefSeq and is a predicted model, not a curated record. Bases 261 to 836 code for a protein of 191 amino acids. Lineage: Eukaryota; Fungi; Ascomycota; Dothideomycetes; Pleosporales; Lindgomycetaceae.